This is a messenger RNA of Cinara cedri, 2661 nucleotides long. Lineage: Eukaryota; Metazoa; Arthropoda; Insecta; Hemiptera; Aphididae. The record is from the annotation of a GenBank genome assembly.
AUGUUCGUUCAUUUUGCUGCUCGGUUCGGCGCCCUUUCGGAUUUGAACAUAACAAACGAUUUAAAAACAGUAAAAAGGAAAUUAUCGUUUUCUGGUUGUCCCAAGAGAUUUAAAAACGCUUUAAAUGACACCGAAACGCAUCCACGUAAGUUUUAACCAAUAUUAUUUUAGUUUAUGGCCUUUGAAUAAAUUAAAUAUUUCGAUUUUAUCUUCAUUGUGUCCGUUCGUUUUGCUGUUCGGUCUGUGUGUAUUCGAAUGUGGCGUAACGAACAAUUUGAAAACAGAACAAAGAUCACCGUCAUUGAUUUCAACUCCCGGAAUAACGUUUAGAAAGAAGUCCGCUGCUAAAGAGCUACCAAGUAAGUUUAAAAUGUAUCUAUUUACUUGUCGUCCCGUAAACACGGUGUGGAUGUGAUGUAUGGGCUCAAUCCAACUAUAGCAUCAGAAUAUGGGGCGGGGAAAAAAAUUUAAAAUGUAAAUAUAACAUCAAAUAUUUUAUCUCCUAUCCCAUCAUGCAUAAUGAAUAUCAUAAUGAUUAUAAACUAACUAUAGCUGUAAACUUUAUUGUGACAAAUAUACUAUUUUUAUUAAUACCCGGCUUUACUUAUGGGUAGUAAUUUUGUAACUUGAAUUUUUAAUAUUAUUUAAAAUAUUUUGCUCGUGUGAGAGCGUAGCACGUUUAUUAAAUAAUGUUUGUAAAAAUAAUAAUUUAAACAUUUUAAAUAAUUCUGUAUUGCCAAUAGUAAUUAUAAUAUAAUCAAUAAUAAUAUAUUAUAUACAUUAUUGAAAUUUAUUGUACUUGAAAAACAUUUAAUAGUUUUCAUAUUUUUUCUGAUUAAUAUAAAUAACUGAGUGUGAUUUAAAAAUAGAAUUGUAUAGUAUAGUUUCUUAAUUAAUCUCAGAACAAAUUUCCGGAAUUCCGGGAAUUUUCGUUUUCUAUUCAAUACUAACCAGAUAAAAAUAUUUUAUGUGAUCCGUUAUAGAAUUUGAAGAAAUAAUAAAUGAACCGAUCACAAAUGAGUCUAGUUUGGAUGAGUCGGAGACAUCCACCUUAGAAAAUUCCCGAGCAACAUCCGAAAUUAUGAAAAUCUUGGUUGACGAAAAUUCAAUCUGGGCGUCACCAAGUGUAACCAAAAUAUCGAAUUCCAGAUUGAAAGCGGCCAUCGGUAAAUAAUUUAAUUUUCAGACUAAAAUUGUAUUAUUGAUUAAAAAAAAAAAAAAAAAAUGCAAGCAUACUACAAAUGGUAACAAAAUAAUGGUUGUUUAAGAUUGUACACUUAAUUUUAUAUUAAUGAUACAGAAGAUAUUUUAAGCUUAUUUCAAUAGGUGAGAUUUCGAAAUAAAAUAGAUAGCUUUACCAUAUUCGUCCUCCACCAUCGGUUUCAAAGAAAGUUAAUGUAAAUGUAAAAACAUAUUAAUAUAAUGUUCAGAAGUGUGCCUUAAUAACAUUCUCGUAAAAUGAUUAUACUAUUAGGUACAUUACUAAAGUACUAAGUUAUUAAUAUUAAAGAUUUGAAAAUUAUUUUGGUUACAAUUUUAUCAUAUAGAAUUAAAUAUAAUUUGGGUGGUAUGAUCAGGUGGGUUGUACCUAUGUAUAAAUUAUAAUUAUAGACAAAAUUGUCAAAAAUAUAUUGUUUAAGUUUUUACCUAAUAGUUAGGUUACCUUACAGUAUUAUUGAGUUGGUAAAAAUUAAUUUGAAAAAUUUUGCGGUAACCAAUUUUAAAUUAUAAUAAAUCCCGUUUAAUAGCACGCAAACACUUUGAAUAAUAAUUAUUAACUUAUUAUAGUACCAGCUAUUUUAUAUCAACUAAGUUAUUAUUGAUAAUUGUUAACCAUUAAAUUACAGAUAGCAUUUUAGUAAAGGAACCAAAUGUACCGGAACCGGAGGGAUCACAAGUUUAUUUUUACGGGUUUUCUCAACGAAUUGCGAGUACACGAAAACACAGUAUGCAAUCUAUUGUUAAAAAACCUGAAAGCAUUAAAGGUAAUUAAAAAACCAGAAAUUGUUCAGAUUUAGCUUAUUUAUACAUUUGGUCGGAAUCUAUUUUUAUAACAUUUUUACUGCACAUCAGUAGUAUUUACUACUGAGUAAAGCUGAGCGAGGGGUUAACAAGUACAUUUGAAUUCAACACAAGAACUUUUUUUGUAUAUUAAAUUGUUUUCCUUAAUAUUCAAUUUUUGAUGGAAUAAGGUAAUUAAUACCCCCCCCCCCUCUCUAAUAAAAAUUGUUCAAAUACUUCUGUGUAUCAUAUUUAAGGUUGCUAUCGAUAAAAGGAUAAAAGCCAAUACAAAUGAGUAGAAAGAUUAAGAUCAAGUUAAAAACGUGAGAGAGGAUUAUCAAGAUUAUUGAUAUAAUAUUAUAUUAAAGGAAAUCUAUUGAUUUUUUUAAUAUAUUUUUUAGUUAUUUUUGUGUUAGAUAGCGAUUAAACGUAUAAUUUGAAUAUGAUUAAUAUAAAUAAAUAUUUGUAGUUUGAAAAAUAUGCACUUUUUGAUUCUUAGAUUAAAUUGAUCUUAGAACAAGUUGCCAGAAUUUGGCGAAUUUAUGAUUGCUGAUUUAAUAUAUACAAAAUAAAAAUGUUUUAGAGUAUAAGAGGAAGGACAAUAAUAUAGAUGAUUCGGUUUACGAAGAUGUCGUAGAUGACCAAAACAAUAUAUUGUAG